UAAAGUUUAAUGUUUGUUUUUAAUUUCACAGCUCAGAAAACCACUGUAGUCUGUAGAAAGCUCCAACGAUCCACAUUAUGGCAACUGCAGUCAUGCAAAUGCAAUCUCAGGUGCAAAGCACCAUGGAGAUCUCCAGCUCCAGUUCCAGCUCCAUCAGUCACACAUCUCACACGACCAAAAUUGUGGGAGAUGAGGUGGUUUCCCAAAAAUCCUCUUCUGCGGUGGAGUCCUUUAGCAUGAUCUCUCUCUCUGUUGAGAUACCUGCAGGAGAGAGCAUCCCAGAGUUUGUAGAAAAACCCCAUCCACUAACGGCCACUGAAGGGGACAAAGCUGUCUUUCGAGCCAAAGUGAAAGGCAACCCCAAACCCACUGUGACAUGGAAAAGAGAAAGCGGAAUACCAAUCAAGGAAGGAUCGAAGAUGUUUUUUGACAGCAUCAAUAAGGAAUACAUCCUUAAGUUGGAAAACCUCGCAUCAGAAGAUGCAGACAAUUACAAGUGUAUGGUCACCAAUGAUCAUGCUGAAAUUAUCUACAUGGUGUCCUUGGUUAUAACUGAAAGCCAAGAAAAACUGGAUUUCAAAAAAAUGUUGAAAAAAAGAGGGCCCCCAGCUCCAAAGAAAAAAGAGAAGAAGGUGGUUGAUGAAAAAGAAAUGCUGGAGAUUCUCUCCAAGGUACCCAAGAAGGACUUUGAGAAGGUCUGCAUGGAACAUGGCUUCACAGAUUUCCGAGGACUUCUUAAAAAACUGAAGGAAAUGAAGAAAAAAGUUGAAGUUGAGGCUAUAAAAAUUCUGAAACCCUUGGAGGAUGUUUCUGCCAAAGUGGACUCGACAGCAAUAUUUGACUGCAUUUUAGAACUCAGGGAUGCUAAUACGAAAAUGACAUGGAUAAAGGAUGCUGAACCUUUGCGUCUCCAGUAUUCUCUAGGAAAAUAUGAAGUGAAACAGAUGGGCACUAAGUAUAUGCUCUACGUCAGCAAUGUGACUGAAAAGGACAUGGGUGUAUACACUCUAACUGUAGGCGAUAAGCAACUCUCUGCAAGAUUGCACGUAAUAGAUGAGCCUCUGACGUUUUUGGCAGACUUGAAACCUCUGAAAGUAACUGAGAGGCAGACCGCUAUCUUUGAGAUACGUCUUUCCAAAAAGGUGCCCAAUUUUGCCUGGAAGUUCAAUGGGAAAGAACUGAAGCGAGAUGACAAGUAUGAAAUCAUCACAUCAGAAGAUGGCUUAACCCACACACUGAAAAUUAAAGAUUCACGUCCAAGUGACAUGGGUCUCGUCAGCUUUGAAACUGGAGAUCUAGUAACCAAGACCGAACUUUUUAUUCAGAGAACACCAAUUAAGUUCAUCAGGAAUCUGAAGAAUGUCCGAGUGAAAGAGAAGGGGAAAGCUUCCCUGGAGUGUGAGCUGACAACUAAAGACGUUACCUUGAAAUGGAUGAGGAAUGGGAAGGUGAUUGAGAGGUCUAAAAAAUUUACCAUGAUCCAUGAAGGGAAGACUGCAGAGCUGAUAAUUGAUGAUGCCGAUCAGAGUGACACAGGGGAAUAUAUGGUAGUUGCCAUGCAAGAGAAUGACCCCACUGAGUAUUACAGCAAUUGUAAUGUGACCGUAGAAGAGAGAUUUGCUACUGUGAAGAGCGGCAUGUCAGAUGUCCAAGCAGCAACUGGGGACCCAGCGGAGCUCUGUGUUGUUCUGAAUGAUGAGAAAGUAGAAGGUGUUUGGCUGAAGGAUGGUAAAGAGAUUACAGAUAUGAGAGGAAUCCAGAUCAUCAAGCAAGGGGCUGUUCACAAAAUCAUCAUUGACAAGAUGGGGGAGGAAUUUGAAGGGAAGUACACCUUCAGAGCAAAGGGGGCCGAGAGUGAGGCCACUGUUAGUAUUGCAGAUCCGCCUUAUAUUGAUCCAUCUGUACUAGAAGCUUUAGCUGCUCACCCAGUGACUGUGAAAGCAGGGCAGACCGCUUACAUCAAGGUACCUUUCAAGGCCAAGCCCUUGCCCAAAGUUACUUGGUUUAAGGAUGGCGUUGAGGUGACUGAAGAAGACAGGGUAGUGAUGGAAAGGACCAAUGACCAAGCAUUGCUCACCAUCAAGAACUGUGUGAGAGAAGACAGCGGAGCUAUUAUGCUGAAGCUGAAAAGUGACUGUGGAUCAGCCAUUGCUCAUUUGCACCUCAACGUCAUUGACAAACCAAAGCCACCACAAGGGAAAGUAGAAUUCUUGGAAAAGACAGGGAAGUGUAUCAAAAUGAAAUGGAAAGCACCCAAAGACAACGGUGGCAAGCAGGUGACCCACUUCAUUAUUGAGCGGAAGGUGGUUGGGAAGAGGUCCUGGAUCAAAGUUGGAGAAGUUGACAGCAAGCAGACCACAUUUGCCACAGAUAAGGUAGAAGAAGGGAAAGCUUAUCAAUUCCGAAUCCUGGCUGUGAACUCUGAGGGUGCAAGCGAGCCACUAGAGACAGAAGAAGUCUUUGCCGGAGAUCCUAUUGAUCCUCCAGGACAGGCUUCUCAACCUCAAGUGACUGAUGUGAGCAAAGAAGCUGUUACCAUUACCUGGAAUCCUCCAGCUAAAGAUGGUGGUUCCCCAAUAAUGGGGUAUAUUGUCGAAAGAAGGAAGAAAGGCAGCAACCUUUGGGUCCCAGUAUCCAAAGAAUUAGUACAAGGUACUAAAUGCAAAGUGGAUGGCUUAUUGGAAGAUACAGAAUAUGAGUUCCGUGUCAUUCCUGUGAACCGAGCAGGUCCUGGACUUCCAAGCAGUGCUUCCAACUCGGUUGUGGCAAGAGAUCCCAUCAAACCUCCUGGACUGGUGAAGGGUUUGCACGUAGCUGAUUCUUCCAACUCCAGCAUUUCCUUGGCAUGGCAGCAGCCAGACGAAGGUGAUGCACCUUCAGGCUACAUACUGGAGAUGCGGGCUGAAGACACCAAGGAAUGGUCUAAAUGCACCAAGAUCCCAAUUACUGGUACCAAUUACACGGUGGGAGGACUGCAGGAGAGGCAAAAGUAUUUCUUCCGGAUCCGUGCCGUGAAUGAGGCAGGAGUGGGAGAACCAAUUGAAUUGAAGGACGGAGUCCUGGCCAUGCCUCCUCCAGCUGCUCCGAAGUUCGACCUGAGUGCCAGGCUGAAGAACCACAUGGUGGUUCGGGCUGGGACAGCCCUCUGUAUCCAUGCCAGCUUUACUGGGUCACCUCCCCCAAAUGUGGUCUGGCAAAAGGAUGGCGUUCCCACAAGGGGAAGGGAGAGCAUCACUAAAGGCAAGAAUCACUCUCAGUUCCUCAUUCACAGCACCAAACGCAUGGAUUCUGGACUCUACCGUAUUGUGCUCAGCAAUGACUAUGGCGAAGCCCGCUACGACAUCCAUGUGCGAGUAACAGAUUUCCCAAGGCCACCUGCCAACCUAAACGUGUUUGAGGAGGUGCCAAAUACCGUAACACUAAAAUGGGAUCACUCUCCAGAUGUGAAGGAGGACAGUGGUGCCCAUUAUGUCAUCCUGAAACGCGACACUAGCACUGCUACUUGGUUCACAGCAGCAGAGAAAGUCUACAGCAACAAAUACACAGUCACAGGCCUUCUUCCUGGCAGGAAAUAUUUCUUCCGAGUCAUUGCCAGGAACGAUGUUGGUGAUAGUGAUCCUCUAGAUUCAAAGGAUUCCUGGCAUAUCAACAAAGACAAAGAACGUUUCAAUGCCAAUAUAAGGGAAUAUCAUGAACGAGACUGGCGCCAUGCCCCCCAUUUCAUCACCCCUUUGAAGAACCAUGCAGUACGCCGGGGCCUUGACUGUACCAUGAGCUGUGCAUUCUUGGGCAACCCCCGCCCUGUGGUUACAUUGUACAAAGGAAAUGUUAACAUUACAGCUAAUUCUAAAUUCUGGUACAAUUCGAGCAGCGGAGUCUGCACACUGAUGAUCCCCACUUGCACCAUCAAGGACAGUGGCGAGUACUCCAUAUUAAUUGAGAAUGAGCUUGGAAAUGAAAAAUGUAGCUGCACAUUGACCGUAUAUGAUAAAGAUGAUAAACACCUUCUGGAUUCAGUGACUGCCAGCAUGCAGAAGUCAAAACACCUCAUGUGAACAGCGUGGACAGAAAACAUGUUAUAAAUUCAGCUCAGUGUUUGGAGUAAUUCAGAUGUUUUUGUUUGCUUGUGCAUGGCUUAAGCAGCAGAUGAGAUGCUGGUGCAAAGUCCCUUUGCUUUAAAUUCUUUCCCAGGGACAGUAGUUUUGCUUCCAAAGUUUUCAGAUGUCAGAAGUUAUAAUAAAUAACAAUAUUGCCAAUAUUUAAAGAGACCUUACGCUGGAAAUUUAAAAGGAGUCACAUACAUACAA
Anolis sagrei ordinatus is the source of this 4307-nucleotide messenger RNA. The record is from RefSeq and is a predicted model, not a curated record. NCBI's taxonomy places the organism in Eukaryota, Metazoa, Chordata, Lepidosauria, Squamata, Anolidae.